UAUAUGAUCCGAGAUUUUCAUAUUAGUACAAACCAAAAACUCACAGCAAAAGAAAAACAAUCAACCGGUGAUGGAGUCAUCAACGGCAGCAUCGCAUUCGGUCGUGUCGGAACUUGAAGGAACACUAUUGAAAAACCCAAAAUCCUUUGCGUACUUCAUGCUCGUGGCUUUCGAGGCAUCGGGUCUAAUCCGUUUCGCAAUCCUGCUGUUUCUCUGGCCUAUCAUAGCACUCCUUGACGUUUUGGGCUACAGAAAUGGUAGCCUCAAGUUGAUGAUUUUCGUUGCAACGGCCGGUUUGCGCGAAUCAGAGAUCGAAUCAGUGGCUCGAGCUGUUCUUCCUAAAUUUUACAUGGAUGAUGUCAGCAUGGACGCUUGGAGAGCGUUUGGUUCGUGUGAGAAGAGAGUCGUUGUGACAAGAAUACCACGAGUUAUGGUGGAGAGAUUCGCUAAAGACCAUCUUAGAGCCGACGAGGUUAUCGGCACAGAGCUUAUUGUGAACCGUUUCGGUUAUGCCACCGGUUUGAUCCACGAAACCGAUGUCGAUCGAUCCGUUUUCAAUAGCGUGGCUGAUUUGUUUGUGGACCAGAGACCUCAACUAGGUCUUGGACGACCGGCUAUCUUUGGUUCUCCAACUUUUUUGUCGUUAUGUGAAGAGCAAAUUCAUGCACCGGUUCCAUCGAACUACAACAGUCAUAACCAGCGGUUGCAUGUGCAGCCGCUACCGGUUAUCUUCCACGAUGGACGUCUGGUGAAGCUGCCAACACCAGCCACUGCACUGCUCAUCCUUCUUUGGAUCCCUUUUGGAAUAGUCCUAGCCGUGAUUCGGCUCUUCAUCGGGUUCAUGCUCCCAUUAUGGGCCAUACCUUAUGUUUCACGGAUAUUCAACAUUCGGUUCAUCGUAAAAGGAAAGCCUCCGACACAAGCGGCAGCGGGAAACCUAGGCGUACUAUUUGUAUGCACUCACAGAACCGUAAUGGAUCCGGUCAUUUUAUCCUAUGUGCUCGGCCGUAGCAUCCCAGCCGUUACCUAUUCCGUUUCUCGGUUAUCCGAAAUUCUAUCUCCCAUUCCAACCUUCCGGUUAACUCGAGUUCGACAUGUAGACGCCGAUAUUAUCAAGAAAGAGUUAUCUAACGGAGACUUAGUGGUAUAUCCUGAGGGAACCACUUGUCGCGAGCCGUUUCUGCUGAGAUUUAGCGCGCUUUUCGCGGAAUUAACGGAUAAGAUCGUUCCCGUGGCAAUGAACUAUAGAGUCGGAUUCUUUCAUGCGACUACCGCCAGAGGCUGGAAGGGUUUUGAUCCCAUUUUCUUUUUCAUGAACCCGAGACCGAUUUACGAGGUGACGUUCUUGAACCAGCUCGAAGUGGAUGCCACAUGUUCGUCAGGGAAAAGCCCAUAUGACGUGGCCAACUAUGUACAGAGAAUCUUGGCAGCUACGUUAGGGUUUGAGUGUACUAACUUCACGAGAAAGGAUAAAUACAGAGUUCUCGCAGGGAACGACGGAACGGUGUCGUCUUUGUCGUUUCUCGACCAAUUCAAGAAGGUGAUCACCACUUUCAAACCUUUUUUGCAAUAGUUUUCAAGUUAUUUUAUAAGCAUUUGUCUAAAUAUUAUUAAUGUGAUCACUGAUUGUAAACAUGUUUUUGAGUUUUCCUUUCUAGAACUAAAGUAGAUGACAUGGGUUUCGCACAAAAAAAAAAAAAAGUAGAUGACAUGGGUAUGUGUUUUUUUUCUUUCUUAUUUUAUAUAUCUUAUUGUUUUUAAUUAAUAAUUAUCAUUUAUAUAUAUUUUGUUGAAUGCAGUUGUCAUUAUAUAAACGUUUUUUUGCCGUUAUCGAAUACCUUGAUAGAUCACAAACGUCGGAUAUAAUAUUAUUACUAAGCGCUACUACUAAAAAA
Messenger RNA from Thlaspi arvense, 1895 nucleotides. NCBI's taxonomy places the organism in Eukaryota, Viridiplantae, Streptophyta, Magnoliopsida, Brassicales, Brassicaceae. The record is from the annotation of a GenBank genome assembly.